AUGGCUCGUGCCCUACGCUUUCAUGCACACCUCCCUUCCAAAUUUUGGGGGGAGUGUGUUCUCACCGUAGCUUAUCUCAUUAACCGCUUACCUACAACCAUUUUGACUGAUAAAACCCCUUACGAACUUCUUUUUGGCCAUCCACCACCAUAUCGUCACCUUCACGUCUUCGGUUGUCUAGUUACACCAUUAACCUUCAACCUACCAAUAAAUUUGAUCCACGAGCUCGCAAAUGCAUCUUCGUUGGCUAUCCUUUUGGGCGAAAGCCCACAUACGGGCCCUCAUAUGCCUCUUUCCUGGCCCACUCCACUUUCUGCCAAUAAUGAGCCACCCAUACCCACACAACCUUCUGACCCACCUAUUCCACCUUAUCUAGAUAAUGAGCCACCCAUAUCCACACAACCUUCUGACUCACCUAAUCCACCUUUCGACCCACCUAUUCCACCUUCUCCAGAUAACCCACACACCACCCCAAAUGAUCUCACUGACCCUUCUUUUUCUCAAUCCCCUCACGACACCACACUUCCUUCACCAUCAUUCCCUACCACGACUCAUGAUCAAAAUAGUAUCAUUAUGCCCUCUCCUCCUACUUCAUUGCUGCCAUCUCCUUCUUCUCCACCUCCUCUUCGUCGCUCUCAUCGUAUUCCUCAACCUUCCAUCCUUCUACGUGACUUUCACUGCAAUGCUACCAUGUCACCUUCCCCUGCUCAGUCUUCUUCUACCCCCACAUCGAGUAAGGGUUCCAGGUAUCCAUUGUCCAAUUUUCUCACUUAUGAUCACUUGUCUUCUACUCACCGCACCUUUGUUGCAGCAAUCUCCAAAAUCAUAGAGCCCACUACCUAUGCCCAGGCUUCCACUGACCCUCUUUGGUGUGAUGCCAUGGCAAAAGAACUCCAAGCACUUGAGCAAAAUCACACAUGGUCUCUUACCUCUUUACAUGCAGGAAAGCACCCCAUUGGCUGCAAAUGGGUCUAUAAGCUCGACGUUCAAAACGCCUUCCUCCAUGGUGAUUUGAACGAAGAGGUUUACAUGACUCUCCUGCCUGGUUUUCGCCGACAGGGGGAGAAUUUGGUGUAUCGGCUACACAAAUCUAUGUAUAGCCUGAAACAAGCUUCACGUAAUUGGUUUGCAAAGUUUACUACAGCCCUACGUACAGCUGGGGAUGAUCCUAAAGCUAUCCAGUCAAUCAAAGACUUCCUCAAUGUUCGCUUUCGCAUCAAGGAUUUGGGACCUCUCAAAUACUUCUUGGGUAUCGAAGUUGCACGAUCAAAUAAGGGAAUUUUCAUUUCACAGCGGAAAUAUGCACUGGAGAUACUGGAUGAUGCCGGGUUGCUAGGUGCCCGACCUUCACCUUUUCCCAUGGAACAAACACUGAGACUUAGGCCUGAUGAAGGCAAGCCGCUGAAAGAUGCCACCAAGUACAGUCGAUUAGUUGGCCGACUUAUAUACCUUACGGUAACCCGGCCUGACAUUGCUUUUUUUGUUCACAUCCUGAGCUGCUUCAUGCAUCAACCCUAUCAGCCGCAUCUAGAUGCAGCACUACGAUUUUUACGUUACCUAAAGUCUUUUCCAGGCCAAGGGAUUUUUUUUGCAGCUCAUAAUGAUUUGAAGCUCAAGGCCUUUUCUGACUCUGAUUGGGGGAGUUGUCCCACCACAAGACGAUCUGUGACAGGAUACUGUACCUUUCUUGGAAACUCUCUGAUCUCGUGGAAAUCAAAGAAACAAAACACCAUUGCACAUUCGUCUGCAGAAGCAGAGUACCGUGCCAUGGCGGAUACAUGUUGCGAGUUAACAUGGCUGAGAUAUAUUCUCAAUGACUUAGGCAUUCGGCAUUCGGAACCUGCGACACUACACUGCGAUAACCAGUCAGCAUUACACAUUGCCAAAAACCCUGUUUUUCAUGAACGGACAAAACAUACAGACCUGGAUUGUCAUUUGGUGCGACAAAAUAUUACAUCAGGAUUGGUUUCCACUACCUACACACCAACAAAUUUGCAAGUGGCAAACCUCUUCACAAAACCAUUAGGAAAGGCUUCCUUUGGAACACUACUUGGCAAGUUGGGAGUGUACAAUAUCCACUCACCAACUUGA
Messenger RNA from Prunus armeniaca (apricot), 2091 nucleotides. NCBI's taxonomy places the organism in Eukaryota, Viridiplantae, Streptophyta, Magnoliopsida, Rosales, Rosaceae. The record is from the annotation of a GenBank genome assembly.